AGAUUUUUUGUGGUUGUGGGAAAGGUUAUCUUUCUCUCUACCACUCAUUAAUGGAUACCCCAUCUAGCAUAGCACUUCUUGUUCUUCAGCUCAUGAUCACAAUCAUACUCCAUCAAGCCGUUCAUAGAUCAUAUGCUGUACUAGAUCAUGAUCAUCAUCUUGAUCAGAGUUGUUCUUCUUCUUGUGGAAAUCUCCAUAACAUAACCUACCCUUUUCGCCUCGAAACCGAUCCCCCCACCUGCGGAAGCCAAUUCCACGGUUUUCAUCUUUCUUGCAAGAAAAACCGUACCAUAUUUAACAUAAGAAACGAAAAAUAUAAUGUUAACGAAGAAUAUCAUGUUCAGACAAUCAACUACCACAACUACACAAUUAGAGUUGUGUCCUCCAAUGUUGAGAAGGGUAAUUGCGCUUCGAUCCCGUCUUCUUCUUUGUCCGCGAGAGAUAUUCCAUGGAUCUACUCCUAUUCAAUUAAAGUUGUGUCCUCCAAUGUUCGGACUGAUCACUACAUUCCCAUGGCACUAAAAUUCUUGACAUGUGAGAAGGAUGAUUGCUCCUCUAUCCCUUUCUAUACCUCCUCAAAAUCUGUUUUUGGCAUUUUUGUUUUGGACGUCAAAGCCAAUCCGAAAUUCGAAACAGAAAUUAGGCUCGGACGAAAUGAAGAACGACGCCAAAUUUCGGAGACUAUAACAUUCUUGAGCUGUGGAAAACCAGUGCUUAACAAUCCUUCUUAUAUAGACACAUCUCCUUGCAUAAACAGCUCUGCUUUCUCUGCAAAAAACAAAGGUAAUAACUACUCCUAUGUGCUAUACGGUAAUGGAUUCAAGUUUUCGGAUAUGGAGGAGUCUUGCCAAGUAUAUCACAAAGCGGUCGUGCCGUCGAGGAAGGGAGACGCCCGGAAGAAGAUCACUUCCUAUGAGGACAUCCACAAUGAGCUUAGCUAUGGAUUCGAGCUUUCUUGGGUCCAGAUUUUCCAAGAAGGCAGUCGUGAUCGUUGCUAUGUUGAUGAAAAGCGCUCCAACAACGUUUACUGCCUUUCAAACGGAUUUUGUUCAUCACAAUUCUGCAGCAUUGUUCUACCACUUCUGCUAUCGCAUCUCAAGUUAAUUACGUAUUGGUUAUUGGUACAAAGAUUGCUUGCAGCUCCACUUUUAAUUGCGCUUAUUGUCUAUAUGUGGAAAAGGCGACACAAAUCGGAAUAUGGUGGCAUUGAAGCAUUUCUCCAGAGUCCUAAUAACCUCAUGCCUAUACGAUAUACAUACUCUGAGGUCAGAAAGAUGGCCCAAGGCUUCAAGACAAAGUUAGGCGAAGGUGGCUUUGGUUCUGUAUAUAAGGGAAAGCUUCGUAGCGGCCGGUUUGUAGCGAUCAAGAUCUUGGGUAAAUCCAAAUCUAGCGGACAAGAUUUUAUGAAUGAAGUUGCUACCAUUGGAAGGAUUCACCAUCACAACGUUGUGCGACUAAUUGGCUUUUGUGUUGAGGGUUCAAAGCGUGCUCUUAUAUGUGAUUUCAUGCCUAAUGGAUCUUUAGAAAAGUACAUCUUUUCAGGAGGAGAAAUAAGCAACUCCAUAAGUUUUGAGAAAACAUUUGAGAUCUCCCUUGGAAUUGCUCGUGGCAUUGAGUAUCUUCAUCGAGGAUGUGACAUGCAAAUUCUACAUUUCGACAUUAAACCUCAUAACAUUCUUUUAGAUGAGAAUUUUAUUCCCAAGGUUUCUGAUUUUGGGCUUGCAAAAUUAUGUCCCUUGGAUAAUAGUAUUGUGUCCAUGACCGCGGCAAGAGGAACAAUAGGAUACAUAGCUCCGGAGUUGUUUUACAAAAACAUUGGAGGAGUUUCUUACAAAGCUGAUGUCUAUAGCUUCGGAAAGCUGUUGACGGAAAUGGCAAAUAAAAGGAGUAAUGCAAAUGCAAAUGCAAACGCUGAAGAUUCAAGUGAAGAAACCUACUUUCCGUUAUGGAUAUAUGACCAAAUUAGUAAAGGGAAAGACGUGGAAAUAGAAGAUGCCACGGAGGAGGAAUUGAAAACUGUAAAGAAGAUGAUCAUAGUGGCAUUGUGGUGUAUACAAUUGAAGCCGUGUGAUCGCCCCUCGAUGAACAAAGUCAUAGACAUGUUGGAAGCUGAAUUUGAAUCUUUACAAAUGCCUCCAAGGCCCUAUCUAUAUCCACAAGAUGACCAUAAUAAUGCAGGGGAAGCUUUGGAGACGUCAAAUACAGAAAGCUCAUCAACGAACCCAGAAGAGGACUCUCCAGAAAUUAGUUUCAUCUCAAAUGCACACCAAGGACUUGUGAGUUUUCAAGCAUGGGAUAGAUAGUUCUGAUCAUUCCACCUUAAUAAGUUCAAAUAUCUGUAACUUUUGCUAUGCUUUGUAGAUUUUUAUCUCUUAAUCUACUUUUAUAACACCUACUUUUGAAUUUUUCUGGUGCAUGCGUUCAAU
Molecule: messenger RNA, 2426 nt
Organism: Morus notabilis
Lineage: Eukaryota; Viridiplantae; Streptophyta; Magnoliopsida; Rosales; Moraceae
Product: G-type lectin S-receptor-like serine/threonine-protein kinase SD2-2
Exons: 3
Coding region: 51-2303 (750 amino acids)
Biological process (GO): protein phosphorylation
Molecular function (GO): polysaccharide binding; ATP binding; protein kinase activity
Source: RefSeq, a predicted model, not a curated record